Messenger RNA from Argentina anserina (silverweed cinquefoil), 732 nucleotides. RefSeq lists its product as uncharacterized. The record is from RefSeq and is a predicted model, not a curated record. The transcript has a single exon. The coding region runs from base 1 to 732 and encodes 243 amino acids. NCBI's taxonomy places the organism in Eukaryota, Viridiplantae, Streptophyta, Magnoliopsida, Rosales, Rosaceae.
AUGGAUAUCUCCAUGCCUUUUAACGACAUCAGAGAUGAGCACCUUACCCUUCAACUCUCCACCGCAUGUAGUUCAACUAGACCAACUCAACAGUCUCCACCUUUAGUGUCUUCCUCGUCUCAAUUUGAGCCGAUAAUUAAUUUACUUGGAGUAGGUCCUCUGAAUUCUCACACUGCUUCAGUGGCAUUGCCUUGCAACAUGACCCGAACCCGUCGAACUCCAACACAAAUCCUAAGAGAAGGGCAGACUGAAGACAUACCUGCCCCAUACCCUUGGGCUACCACGAGGCGUGCCCAUGUGUACUCUCUUCAUCAUCUGUUUUCUAAUGGCAUCAACAAAAUCAGAGGUAUGGUUCAAUGCAAAAAGUGUGAUCAAAAGUAUGAGAUUGAGUACGAUCUUGAACAAAAGUUCGGACAAUUGGCGACUUAUGUGUACCAAAACAAGAGCGCAAUGCGUGAUAGGGCACCUGAUGUUUGGAUGAAUCCCAUACUCCCGGAUUGCAAGUUAUGUGGUCAAACAACUUGUGUGAAGCCUGUGAUUGGCAAGAAGAGGUCGAUCAAUUGGCUUUUCUUGUGCUUGGGUCAAUUGAUCGGAUGUUGCAAACUCAAUGAUUUGAAGUACUUCUGCAAGCACACCAAGAAUCACAGGACCGGUGCUAAAGAUCGGGUUUUGUAUCUUACUUAUAUGGAACUGUUGAAACAACUCGAUCCGAAUGGACCCUUUGAUAUUUGA